GCCAUGAGCCAGGGAUGCCGGCCGCCACCAGGAUCUGGACGGGGCGGGAAGGAUCCUCCCGCAGAGCCCAGAGGGAGCCUUGCCCUGCAGACACCUGGAUUUCAGCCCAGUGGUACCGACUUUGGACUUCUGGCUUCCAGAACUGUUGUCUUACCAGUUUGUGUUGGUUUGUUACCACAGCUACAAGAAACGAAUACACUUCGGAACAAACAACCCCAAAGCGCAGAGGCAGAACUCGGCAAUCAGUUUUCCUGGCUGGGGGCCUGCGGGCUGGCCGGGGCUCAGCUAACCAGGCUCGGCUCCGUGGGGGUGGCUCUGCCCCAUCUCCUACCCUCCUCCUGGGACCAGCAGGAGGCAGAAGCACAGUAGGGCAGAGGGAGCCGCCUUCGGCCUGGACUCAGAACUGGAACAUUGUCACUUCCACCCGCGUGCCAUGGCCAAGCCAGCCGCAUGAGCCAGCACAAAGAGGAGACCCUGGCGAGGUGUCGGAGCCCCAGGCUGCCCGCAGUGCCCCGGAGAAGCCGGCCAGCACGGCGAUCCUGUGUAACACCUGCGGGAACGUGUGCAGGGGGGAGGUGCUACGGGUGCAGAGCAAGUACUUCCACAUCCAGUGCUUCGUCUGCAAAGAAUGCGGCUGUGACCUGGCCGAGGGCGGCUUCUUCGUGCGGCAGGGCGAGUACAUCUGCACCCAGGACUACCAGAGACUGUACGGGACCCGCUGCUUCAGCUGCGAUCAGUUCAUCGAGGGCGAGGUGGUGUCGGCGCUGGGCAAGACCUACCACCCAAACUGCUUCGUGUGUGCCGUCUGCCGGUUGCCCUUCCCGCCCGGGGACCGAGUGACCUUCAACGGCAAGGAAUGCAUGUGCCAGAAGUGCUCCCUGCCCACAUCAGCGGGCAGCAGCGUGCCCCUGUCCCAGGGCCUCUGGAGUUGCAAGGGCUGCGGAGUGGAGAUCAAAAACGGCCAGUCCCUGGUGGCCCUGGAGAAACACUGGCAUCUGGGCUGUUUCAAGUGCAAGACGUGCGGGAAACAACUGAACGCGGAGUAUAUCAGCAAGGAUGGGCUGCCCUACUGUGAGGCCGACUAUCACAGCAAGUUCGGGAUCCGCUGCGAUGGCUGUGAGAAGUACAUCACGGGGCACGUGCUGGAGGCGGGGGAGAAGCACUUCCACCCUCUGUGUGCGCUAUGUGUCGGGUGCGGCCGGAUGUUCGCGGAAGGCGAGGAGAUGUAUCUGCAAGGCUCCUCCAUCUGGCACCCGGCAUGUCGACAGGCAGCCAGAACUGAAGACAAAAGCAAGGAAACCAGAACCUCUUCAGAGAGCAUCAUUUCCGUCCCUGCUUCCAGCACCUCAGGGUCUCCGAGCCGCGUGAUUUAUGCCAAGCUGGGUGAUGAGAUCCUUGACUACAGAGACCUGGCCGCUCUCCCUAAGAACAAGGCCAUCUACAGCAUCGACCGCCCCGACAUGAUCUCCUACUCGCCCUUCAUCAGCCACUCGGUGGGGGACAGGCAGAGCUGCAGCGAGUCCCCGCGGCUGCUCUCGCCGACGCCGCCCGAGGGGUAUCAGGAUGACCGCUCCUACAAGCAGUGCCGGACCUCCAGCCCAAGCUCCACCGGGUCGGUCAGCCUCGGCCGUUACACCCCGACCUUGCGGUCGCCCCAGCACUACAGCCGUCCAGCCGGGCGGCGAUCAGAUGGGGAGGACGGAAGUUUCGACGCGGAUAACAGGAAGCAGAAGACCAACUGGCUACUUCUCAAGGGGGACGGAGACACUAGGACCAACUCUCCAGACCUAGACAGCCAGUCUUUGGCCCACAGUAGCGGGACUGAUAGAGGCCCUCUCCAGACGAUGCCAGGGGACAACAUUUACUCACGUGAGUGGUUCUUUUGAGCAAGGAGCUGUCAGUGUGGCAUGAAAGUCCUUACAGAAAAGGGGCCCACAACCUCGAGCCAAUCCCCCCCAGAACUAAGCCUUGCUCAUUAAAAACUACGAGAGCAAACCCACAUACAGAAUGGCAAGCCCGGUAGGAAGCAGACCAGUAGCCGUGUGCUGGCUUCCCUUGGUGACACCCUGAUUCAGCCAGCCUGCUGCCCAAGGGCCACGCCAGCGUCUCCCGGAACUCUCCAGAGCCGGCAAGAGGGCAGAAGGCCAACUCAGGCUCCUGGGCUCCUUUGGGAAAAGGGCUUGCAGGCUGCCAGGCUGGAAGUUGAGGGCCCGGCUCCCUCCGGAGCGGACAGGAGCAUGGUCCAGGGGGGCGAGUCCAGACUCGGAGCCGAGAACGGCAUUAUCGUGUCUCCUGUGCUCAUCUUGGGCGAGGGGCCGGGAGCUGGGACUACAGAUCCUCAGGGAGUGCAGGAGACAAAGACCCCGUCUGCCUGAUCCGGGGGGUCGUGAAGCUGCAGUAGGCGUGACCUUCAGAUGCCGGGCCAAACUCCCCAUAUAACAUUCUUCACGUCCAGAGGCUGUAAAUUAUAGGCGGAAACGACAGCAAGCUGCCGUCUGAUGCCCGCGGUGGAUGGUGGGCAGAGUCUUUGGGUCUCAGCAGCUGUGGGUGGGUUUCUGUGGACAAGCUGGAGGCUUAGCUUGGAAGCAGAGGCCAGGAGGGGAUGGUUGUGGACGUGAGAAAGCCAAGGAAAGACACUGGCUUUGCCGUAAGACAGACCUGAGUUCAAAUGUUGGCUCACCACUCGCUGGGCCCCAUUUUCACCUGUGUGCCCGGCGGGGUCGUUAGAGACCCGGAGGAGGUGCCACGUGUGCAGCCAGCACUUGGCCGGGCCCGUAGUAGAUGCUCAUCGUCAUCACCACCGUUCUCGUGACUGUAAACCGUCUCGCAAAUGAAAGUGCGUGUGCUCCGACGUGGGAAGAGGGUGAGAAGCGUGGAGGUGAUCACUUGUUAAAGAAGAUGUCUAAACAGGGAAAGCGUGUGUCGUUUUGUGUGUGAUCUCUGUAAGCAGAUGUCUGUGUGCCCCGGGCCCCGUCCGCCUGGGCCUCUGCUCUCUAAAUGGGAUCCAGAGCCGGAGCACAGGGCUGACAUCCCCGUUGGAAGGUCACACCGGAGAGUCCCCCAGAGGGUCUCGUCCAAACGGAGGCGUGCUUCUCCUGCUUAGGAUCUGGAAGGGCCGAGGCAGGCUGCCCAUCCCACCAGCGGCAGAGUGAGGGGUGAGGGGUAAUGCAGGACUUGCAUGUGGCCCCCGGACACUGGCCUUGACCAUGGCCUUUUCUGUUUUGAACUUUGUGUUUCCUAACGCAAUUGAGUUUGGAAGGUGGAUUGCUCCUGCUUCGCCAGCCGGCCAGCAGCCCCCAGUAGCCCCCAUGCCUUGAGGGCACCAAAGCGUUAGCCCCGGGACUCGAGAGCACCCAGGAAAGGACUGUCUGGGGUCCUCAGGGUGGUCUUUUCUAGCUUCAGUCCUUCCCUUGCUGGGAGGUGGGUGGGCCUACAUCUGCAGCUCCCCGCGCUGUCUCUCCUCAGGGGGGCAGCUGCUGUCCCCAGGGAGUCCCACUUACCUUCUGGUCUGCCUGUGGCUUGGGGCUUAGGGAGGUGGGGACACCAUCUGGGGAGAAGCCUGGGCAGGAGACGGGCCGCCCCGUGGGGACCUCCCUGUGCCGCGCUGACCCGUUCGUGUUUCCUCACCUCUGUGCACUGCUUCCUCGUCUGCAUGUGCUGGACGAGGCGCCCUGCGGUCGUCCCAGGCGUCCCCCAGGCGGUAGGCCCUGUGAGACGCGGAGGCUGCGCAAGUGUUUUGGCCAGUCACACACCUUCAAGGUCUGUUUGUCGGCCCCGUUCCUUGGUGCCGUGUUCCGAUCACAAGCUGCAGGUGUAGCCGCGGAUGGGAAUGGACCGCCUCCCAUCCAGGUGCGCCCGGCCAGCAGGAAUUGGAAAGCCUAUGCUAGAAUUCGUGCUCUAACUGGGGCGAACCCUCCAAAGUACAAACAACCUGCGUGUGUGUGUGUGUGUGUGUGUGUGUGUGUGCAUGUGUGUCCUCCUCCUUCAGGGAUGCAGGCUCACGAUGACCAUGACAAUGGUUCUGUCAUCCCUUCGCUUUCUACACAUGUUCUGACGUCAAUUCCUCCGAACGGGAAACCCACUGUGUCUAACAAUUGCAAUUGUGCCUUUAUUUCUGUCCUGGUGACAUCGCCUUGUUUCCCAACGUGCAUGGAAAUAGCAGCGAGGACACAGGCUGCUGGUCAUGCCUAGGUCAGGCGUGCCUUGCUAUCUGCCGGCCUCUUGAGACAUUUGGACGGGAUGAGCACACUCUUAAACUGAGAAGAGAGGGGUAUCCGCCUUCUCUUCUCGGGUUCCUUCCAAUCUCACCAUGUAGCCCCCAACCGUGAGUCCAUCGACACCAGUUUCGUUUGCAAACAACCGUUAAUGAACAAAGUGUUUGCAUGUGGCAAGGCACGCCUGCCUGCAUCCCUGGGACAUCCAUCUGUAGCGCACCCAAGGGGGGUAGGAUCGUGACGCUCAACACAGUGGGCGCUCAAUAAAUGUUUGUUGAAUUGAGAUGCAUUAAAUUCAACGGGUAUUUAUUGAGCGCCCACUGUGUGCCAGACGCUGUGUAGGGCACCGAGGGGGAGACCGAGAAGAGCAGCCCCUGACCCAGAGACGCGUGCAGGGAGCUGGGACAGGCAAAGACGCCAUUGAGAGCAAGUGCACACGCACCCUGCCGCCGCCUGCCUGGGGUCCUCCGUGGGCACUCCGGGGCCACGCACAACCUCAUCCCACUCAUGACACCAUCAGCACAUCUCACCUGAGACUGAAUUCAUCAUUCAGUCAUUCAUCCACCCCUUCACCAGACAUUAACUGAGCACCUACUAUGUGCUGAACACAGUGCUAGGCAGCGGAGAGGAGGUGGUGAAUAUGGCCCAGUGCCUGUUCCCCAGGGAAGCAGACAACUGACAAACCAGUGUGACAUCCCUCUCCGCUAUGGCAGUGGUUCUCAGCCAGCACUGACAGCCCCUCCGAAGGAGGUGUCAUUGAAAUACACAUUGUAUGACAGACAGCUCAUUUUCCUUUAUGCUACACUUAGGGCAUUAUCUGGACUAUGCAUGUAGUAGGUUAUAUUAUCGAUGAAUCUGAUUUCUGCACAGGAAAGGGAUGGUAUUGAUUUUCUGUUACAAGAAGAGGGUCUUGAGUCUUACAGGAUGAGAUUCACUGCCCCAGCAGAACACGAGGUGGUGUGGGCCCCCCUCCCCUGGUCUAGACCCUGUGGACCGGCCUGCUGCUGCUCUGGGUCCCACCUUCCUAACCCUUCACGUCCUGUCCUCCCUUCUGAGGUUUCCCACAUCCCCUCCAGGUGGUCACAGGUGUGCUGAAGUAAGACAAAGCCCCAGGCCAGCUGGAGACCCUUCCCUGAGGGCUCAGUGACCCGUGGAAAGGACCCCACCCUGCCAAAGGGAAUAAGGCCUUCCCUCAAAUCCCAGCCCGUGAGGGGAAUUAGGGCGGGCUUGGAGGUCGGGGUGAGGAAAGCUGCACAUUAGAGACCAAGGCAGUGCAGAUGGUUGGUCCCGUGGGGACCACUGCACGCCCACCCUGCCUGUGGUUUUGCGGUUUUACGUCACCCUCUGUGUGUCUGUCCCCAUGGAGUCCCGUCCCCUUGUCUUCGCCUGCUGCCCACCCAGUCCGGGCCUGGUCUGGGGCUGGGAUCCGAGAUUGCUUCCUGGGUCACCCACCCCCAGUGCCCACCAGUGUGAAGCUCGGGAGACAGCACCUCUGUUCCACUUUUCCUUCCCUGCUGGCAGGAGGAAAGCAGGUUUGAGGCCUGGCCAGAAGUGGCUUUCCUCACCCCCUGUUAAGUCCUCUGGAGUUUCCAGGCAAGAAAAAGUCAUUCUCACAUUUCUUAGUCCACGGCUGAAAGAGAGAGAGACCUGAUUCGCUGUCUGCCAACCCCAUGAGAAUUUUGGGGGGGUUGGCCAUCCUCAGUCUGGGCAUUGGGACCUGAGGACCCCAGGGGCAGGAUCCAUAAGCAUCACACUGACGGGACCUCAGUCCUGGCCCUCAUUUUUGGACAAGCAAGAGAAGGCCCAGAGACAGGGUGUGACCACUGAACAGGUCCUGGGGCCGGAGCAGAGGCCAAACAGACAGCACCCCAGACCCAGGAGCUGACGGUCCAGAGGAGGCGGGGACACAGACAGAAAGCACAUUAGAAAGUAAGGCCUAUGGCGCAUGCAGGUCGGGGGGCCAGGUGCUGCCGAUGGCUCGGGGAAGGGAGAUGCUAAGUGAGCAGGCUUGAGGGCUGCAGGCUUGAAGGGGUAGGUGUGGGAGUGAGCCCUCCUGACAGAGGUGAAGCCUGGCUGCUGGGCUCUGCGGAAGGGCUGGAGCCUGGGAUGCGCAGGGUCACAGAGGGCUUUAUGGGCCUUGGGAGGGCUCGUCCUGGCCUCGGAGUGGAGGACGCACCUAAGGGUUCUCAGCAGAGCCCUGGCCGCCUCUGACUGAGGUUUCAGCCGGACUGUCGGGGCAGGAGGGGAAUUGCCAUCAUCCAGGCUGGGGGAGGGUUCUGGGGGAGGUAGUCUUUUGGGGGUGUCCUGGGGUGCUCUGAGCAGCGGUUUGGGAAACAGGAAGCCAGUGGGGAGGCGGGAGAGGGCGGCCAGAAACAGCUGGUCUGUGCGUGAUGCUGGGAAUUUUCCUCUCUGUCUGCUGGGGCCCGGGGUCGGUGCGCCAGGGCCGUGAGCAGGAGAUGAGGUGAUGUGUUUUAUGUGUUCAGACACGGACGGGCAGCUUUGCAGAGGAUAGACUGGAGGCUGCUGGGCUGGGGCUCAAGGGAUUGGGGUGUCCAGAUAAGCCAUGGGGAGGCCCCCCUGAACAGUCUAAACAGCAGGACUGGUGCAAGCAGUCGAGGAGGGGUGGGGCGGGGGGCGCGGAAUCAGGAAUGACCGGGGCGUCCUGGCGCAGGUGGGUGGAGGUACCUCUGUUCGCAGCUGGGCAGGAACAAGGUGGGUUCUUCAUGUUGAGGCCCAGGGAUGAGAGAGCCCGGGCCAGCAGAGGGGGCGGGGGAAGGCUGGGAGGGAGAGGCCCGAGGGAGCUGGAGGGCUUGCGUCCGGCACCCGGCAUCCAGCAGGUGGCUGGGACUCCCCUGGGGCAGAGCCCGCUGAGGAGGGCAUGGCCUGCCUGGCCUCCAGCUGGAGGGACAGAGUACCCUCUGCCCCCUGCUCACGUUCGGCCCCAGCAAGAGCAGUGAGGGUUCCAGACGUCAGGGAGGGGACCUUGGCCCAGGAGAAGCCACCUCCAGGUGCGAGAGGGGGGCACCAGGACAGAGCCCUCUGCCGUUCCCUGGGGGCUGGCUGGGACUCUUCGCUUUUAGCAAAGGUCCCUGUGCCCCCCGUGAUGGGCAGGCUUGCCCCCAGCUGGGGAACUGGACAGGGUGUGGCCUCAGAUUUGUGGGCAGAGGCGCAGGCAGUGCCUGAGACCCUCAGGUGUCCGGGGGAAGGAGCCCACGUCCCAGGUCACAGCUCUCAGGGCCUCCUCUGUCCCCCUACACACAACUCUGCCCAGGUCUUGAGGUGUUCCCACCCACCUGGGAGCUCUGUCUCCCCUCCCCCAACCCCCGCCGGGAGCACCUUAUCUAUGACCCUGUGUGUCCUUUUCUGCCCUGAGGACUGUUAGCUCCUGGGGAGCAGGGUCCAGAUGGGCCCCCCGUGCCUCCCCCUGUGCCCACAGCAGCCCCCCAGUGAGUGCCCAUGGGGUGGCGGGUGCCCAGGUCUUCCCUCCUUCGUGGGCCCCAGCACGGUGGGGGCUAGGGGGGGAGCGACAGAGUGCAUGAGAUCACGUGAGGGGUCAGCAGAGAUGGCUAGAUGCGGGUGCGAUCCCGCUGGGUUGAAUCCUAGCCUCUCACUUGCUAUGUGACCUUGGGUACGAGAGCAAACUUCUCUGAGUUUGGAAUUGCCUCGUCUGUAAAAGUGGGGAUGUUCCAGUCCUCCUGGCAGGCGGCACCCGGGCUUUGGGGCUCAAACGUGGGCAUCCUAUGGGCUGAGCCCCGGGGUGUCACACAGAGCUGGUCAGAUCCACAAGCCAGCCAUGGUGAGUGGACCCCUCUCGCUUGCUUCUGAAGCCUGAAGCUCAGACGGCCCAAGGGGCCUCCUGUUCAUGUUCCUAGGGGCUGAAGGGGGUCCCAGCCCCUCCUUCCUCAGACGGGGUUGCCGAGGCUCAGAGAGGGGACCCGAACCUGCACAGGGCCACGCAGCUGCAAGCUUACAUAUUCGUACAUCAGUGAACUGAAAACCGUUCACCAUCCCGGUGAAACUGACAAAGAUCUGCCCAGAGAAAUGGCUUCCUGACCGUUGUCCACAAAGCAUCCUGGAUGCUCUGAUGAGCCGUGUGCCUGUAGCUGCACCUGGAAUAGUCAUCCACCUGCAAGGGGCCUUUCCUUGCCCAUCCGUCCAGUGGCUCCUCUAACCUCUGACAAGCCAGCCCAGAAGAUGGACAGACGCAAGGAGACCCAAGAUCAAUCCCAGCAGAAUGCUGAGGGCAAGGUUGCCACGGGUGGGCUUCUGGGAGGAGGUGACGGGGAGACUAGUUAGGCUGAGCUUGGACAUGGGGCGUGGGCAGGUGUCCAGUGGUUACAGGGCCUGAUACAACUCGGGGUCACGAGUACCCAGCUGCCACCUGUCCAGGUCUGGCACACCUGCCUUCUCCCGCUGCGCCUUCUCUCUCUCUCUAAUAUACACACAGCACACACUCUUAAGGCCAGCCAAUGCCACAGGCCAGGCAGUUCCCUAGAAGACUCCCACACCUGCAAACCCUCACCAGGGCAGAGCUGCUGGAGCAGAUAGGGUUACUGGUUCCCGAAGCUAGGGUCCUGGGAGAUUGUCUCAUCCUCUUCAUGAGUAACAAUUUGAUAUUAUACAGGUCACUUAAUUUCACUAGGCCUCAGCUUCCUGAAAUGUAAAAUGGGCUCAUGUGUAAUGCCUUGGCUUGUGACGGUCAAGAAAAUCUCUGAGUACGUGAAGGGACCUUUUAAACAGGUGGUUCUCAAUCUCGGCUGCACAUUGGAUCCUGGGACCUCAGAAAUCUACUGAUGGCUGGUCCCAUCCCAAGAGAGGCCAAUUCUAAUGGGUCUUGGUAGCAUCCCAGGGAUGUGAUCUCUCCCUGCUCUUUCCCACUCAGUACAACUGAAAGGCCCAAGAACAGUAGGACAGUAGACAAUCACAGAACUCUGGAGGGUAGAGAGAGGAAGGUGGACUGGCCAGAGAACUGAGGACUUGAGGAAAUAUGCGGGACCAGUGUCUCUCACCUCCCAUGCAGUGGACAAGGUGACCAAGUAGAUGACUGCCCUCCCUGGUACCCAGCAGAAGGCCCACUGGCACCCAGCAGCCUAGAGAAUAGGCCCAGGGAAACACUCUCCAUCCAUGGCUGGUGUCUCCCACCCCCACCUCGGGGUAUGGGGCAACCAGGGAAGCACCUUUCACCCCAGGUUGCUACUGGAAACGCCAGGUGGACGCAGCAGACCAGAAGAGCACUUUAACUAAACUGACUUCGGACUCACAGCCCAUAAUAAGCCAUGCCCCACAUGUUAAACCUAAGCACAGGGACAGCCUGCUGACAUGGAAAACUUAGCUAGGAUCCAGGUCUCCCAACAUAACAUCCGAAUGUCCAGGAUGCAGUGGAAAAUCACUCAUCACACCAAGAACCGUGAAGGUAACUAUUUGAAUGUGAAAAGGCAAUCACCACGUCCUAACACGGAAAAGAAUCAGAUAUUGGAAUUAUCCUGAGAAGGAUUUUUAAGGCAGUCAUCGCAAAACUGCUUCAACAAACAAUUGCAAAUACUCUUGAAACAAAUGAAAAAGAAAAAAAGAAAAUCUCGCAGAAGAAAUACAAGUUAUAAAAAAAAGAAUCCAAUGGAAAUUAUGGGAAAGAAAAAUAAAAUAACCAAGAUUCAAAAAUUCACUGGGUGGGUUCAAUAACAGAAUAGUGGGAUUUGUCAGAGGAGAGAAUCAGUGAACUUGAAGAUAGAACUACAGAAAUUAUCCAACUUGAACAGCAGAGAGAAAAUAGCAGAAAAGAAUGGACAGAGCCUCAGAGACCUGUCAGACAACACUUCUAUCACUGGAGUCCCAGAAAGAAGAGAAUGGGUCUGAAAAAUAUUCAAAGAAAUAACGCCUGAAAACUUAACAAAUUUGGCAAAAGCCAUAAACUUCACACGCUCAAGAAACUGAGUGAACCCCAAGUAGAAUAAGCUCAAAGUAAUCCACACCAAAACACAUCAUAAUUAAACUUACAAAAACUAAAGACAGAAAAAAAUAAUACUGAAAACAGCCUGAGAGAAAAGACAUAUUAUACUCCCUACCGGGGACACCAACGCAAAUGACAGCCAACUUCUCCCCAGAAACCGUGGAGGCCAGAGGAAGAUGGCACGUACUUAACGUGCAAAAAGACAUUUGCUGUGGAUGUGAAUUCUAUCUCGGAUGGAAAUAUCCUUCAGGAAUGAAUGGAAAAUGGAGGCAUUCUCAGACAAAGGAAAACUAAGACAAGUUUUCACUCGCAGACGUACUUGGCUCAAAGCAGUUCUCCAAACAGAAAGGAAGUGAUAAGAGAGCUCGGAAAUUCAGAAAGGAAGAACAUCAAAACAGGUUAAAAUAGGGGUCAGUAUAACAGCCUGUCCUUCUUGUGAUGAGUUUCUUAAAUCAUUGAUGAUCGAAGCAAAAAUUGUUACACCAUCCGAUAUGGGAACUCAAGGCAGGUAGAAGAAAGAGCGAAGACAGUCAUAGUUGAUGAGUGAGGAAGAUGAAGUGGCCUGAGUGGAAGUAAGGUCUCUACACCUACUGUGAGACCAGAGGCCGGCAGCCUGAGCACAGGGGAUUUUAGAAGCUGGCUAGGUGAUUGCAGUGCAUCCAGGUAGAGAACCGCUGGUUUAGAGCAGGUAAGGCUGGAGGUGAGGGCAUAGUUGUUCUCGGGGCCCUAAGGGUUUCCAAGCCUUAGUGUGUAUCAAAAUGCCCUGGAGGGCUUGGAAAACACAGACCACUGGACCCCAGCCCCAGAAUUCUGAGUCUGUAGGUCUGGGGUGGGUCCUGAGAAUUUGCCUUUGUAGCAAGCUCCCAGGCGUGGCUGGUGAGCUUGUUAUUGGAGACGCCACUUUGAGAAGACUACGCUGGCAUCCCCGACUGAUCAGGAGCUCCUGGGUCUCAGCUGAGGGUCCCUUAGAUCCUCAGCCCGACAGCCUCACAUGCCCAAGUGUGCCUGGCUCUGGGUGUAAAUUGGGAAGCAGGUGUGUCCUGGAGGGACCUCAGGACUGUAAGUCAGGAGGCCCUUGUCUUGUGUUCCAGGGCUGGGUGACCUUGGGCAGGUCCCUCUGUGUCCCCGGGCCUCAGUUCCCCUUCUGUGAAAUGGAAGGAGCUGGCUAGGUCACUUACCUGGCGGAGCCCAGGGCAACCAGGAGGGGCGAGGGAUGCCCGGCAGGCCUGGCCUGAGCGUCUGGCCCUGCUACUCUUCCUCUAGCUCCGCUCUCCUCUGUUUCAUGUAUUGGAGUUUUCACAUCGAUUUCCUAUGACAAGAGGGCUCCUUGGCUAAAACCAGUUUGAGAACCCUGCCCUUGAUGUCGUGAAAGGCCCUUCCUGACCCACAUCUGGAACCUUCCCACAGACUACCCUGGGACAAACAAGUCCCCGAGGCAGGUCCCCAGCUGAGGCCUUUCCUACAGGUGUGACCUGUACAGAACGUCUUCUCUGACCCUCCACCCCACAAGACAGGCGCCUGGAUCGACCAGCAUCCUGUGCUCAGAAGCGGGCCUCCCUGGAGUGGGCGGGUGGGUGGACGGACAGGCAGUUCUGUGCACAGCGCCCGUCUCACCUUUGGAGGCUCAGUCCUCCGGCUUACAGCCUCGUGAACACAGAGGGAGGGGACCCGCCGUCUGCUCUGAGCCCUCGCGGGCAGCCUGGUGGCUCCCAGGAGCCAGUGCUAUUGCCUGAGCUGUGGGGCACAGGGACCCCCCAGAUGCAUCAGACAUGGCCCCUGCUUUUUACGGGCCCACAGGCUAUGGAAAGACAGUUCAGGCAGCCGGGAAAGGCCUCCUAAGGGUGCUUCUGAGGGUGGUGGAGGUCCCCUGCCCCUCCAGGGGGCCCAGGCUGUGCCCCUUGGCCUCCCUUCUGGGGCACAUCCCACACGGACUUCUGAGCCAGGAGUUUCCGCUCUGCUCUCUCCAGACGUGGCAUUGAAGCGGUUCACUGGGUGGUCUCAAAGUCCUAGGCUCCCCAGAGCAGCCAGGGAUGUGGUCGAUGGAGGGAGACCAGGUGUGGGGUUCCCACAGGGAAUCCAGGGCCCAGUGUCUCAGACUGGCCCUUUGAGAAGCUAGAAAUUAGGAUUUUAAUGUGAAAUCCCCCAACUGCAAACAGGUCAAGGGUUUUGAAAAAGUAGUCUGCAGGCCGCCUCUGGUGGUGCUGGGCCUCCGCUGGCCGCCUCUGGUACAGGUUAGCACAGCCCUACCCUGCAUGGGGGCCCCUUCCUCCCUCUGCCCCCGCUCUCCUGGUCAGCCAGGUGAGGAGCUUGGCCUGGUGAUAGAGGCUUCCAGAGGAUGCAGGUGCCUGCCAGGCCGGCUCGGGCUCCGUGACGUUCCUGGUGUCAUGGGUGGGCUCCGGGACGUCCCCCACUUCCUGGCUUCAUCCUCAGUCAGUGCCCUGGGGAUAGAGGUCUCGAAUGAGGCAGGUGGGAUUUUCAGGGCCGUCCCAUGUCACCUGUGCAGCCCCGCCGACCUGGCUGCAUGCGUGACAGCUGUGCUGUGUCUG
This is a messenger RNA of Delphinapterus leucas (beluga whale), 12707 nucleotides long. NCBI's taxonomy places the organism in Eukaryota, Metazoa, Chordata, Mammalia, Artiodactyla, Monodontidae. The record is from RefSeq and is a predicted model, not a curated record.